Molecule: messenger RNA, 2930 nt
Organism: Panthera uncia (snow leopard)
Lineage: Eukaryota; Metazoa; Chordata; Mammalia; Carnivora; Felidae
Gene: IGSF6
Product: immunoglobulin superfamily member 6
Exons: 5
Coding region: 634-1320 (228 amino acids)
Source: RefSeq, a predicted model, not a curated record
GCUUCCAAGGGAAAACCUGACCGAUGAGGCCUCCAUGGGGCAGGAGGUGGGGGAAGAGGGAGCCGAACACAGGGCCCACGUUUUAUUCCAACAACAAAGCACAAAGGGGUUAGUUAAACAAAACUAAGGUACAACUAGUUCCCAUCACACAACAUAGUUCUCAUUGUUCACUAAUUUUUCGCUGGUCUCUGUAUGAAGACACUUCCUCUGCUUCUUCCAGCUUGCCAGCAGUUACUGGCCUAGCACUGAGCACACAGCAGUUGCCCCAGGGCCAGUGACUGAACUACUCUGGAAGUUUAAAGCACGAAUUACCUGUCAACGCUCUUUCCUGGGAAUACACACUACAUGUAAACCAAAACCCCACUCAAAACACCUAACACCUAUGAGGAUUUGUAAAAUCUAAGAAAAAAUUUAUCACAUAAACAUUCAGAAAUGUGCUCUAGGCUAAAAUCUCAACUUUCGAUGGUGAAACUGGGUUACAAACAGUCUUUACACAAUUUCAAAAAGUUCCCAAUUGUGGUUCUUUAGUAAGAGUUCCUCUCUUUAGUUCUUCCUUUCUAAAGAGACAGAAAAAAAAAAGCCAACUCUCUUCAAACACACACUCCCCACCACCACACGCUCACACACAACGAAAUGGAGACUGUGAAGAGAGGCAAGACCGUCCUCGGCCUGGAAAUCAAUCUGAUUCUCUUUUAUGUUGGUGCUGCUUGUGAAUGUAUAGUCUCGGUCUCUCAACCACAGUAUCUCGAAGUGGACCACACCCAAGAAGCCAUAACCAUUCAGUGUUCCUACUCCCAUGUGGGGUGCCCCGUAGAGCAACCAAGAAGCCUGUGGUUUCGCUAUGGAGCUCACCAGCCGGAGAACCUCUGCUUGGAUGGAUGCACCCGCGAUGCGGGCAAGUUCACAGUGAAGGAAGCCCUGACACAAAAUCAGGUUUCCCUUACUGUGAACAGGGUGACUCUCAACGACAGUGCCAUCUACAUCUGUGGAAUUGUCCUUCCCCUUUCAAAGGAACCAGGAGCCAAGCGGACCGGAGAAGGGACCAUGCUGGUGGUGAGAGAAAUGAAGGGACUCCACAUUCUCCUGAUAGCUGUUCUAUCACUGCUCUCUAUCUACAUGACUGUUGUUCUCGGGAUCUUCGUGGUCCUCUCCAAAUCAAAAUCUAACUCUCUAAGAAACAAAGAAACAGAAGACUCACAAAAGAAGAGUGCUUGGCGUAUUUUUCAGGAAAUUGCUCAAGAACUAUAUAAUAAGAGACACGUGGAAACAAGACAACAAUCUAUAAGUGUAAAAUAUCACAAAGAUGUAAUGCAGAUAUAAAGCAUAUAUAUCUGUUUGGCUAAAAGAGCUAAGCUGCCAACGAGCUGUCAAUAAUCAUGUUUUCCUAUAGAGUAGGAGUCUGAAAGGGACUUUCACAUAUGAUGCAUGUUUAUAGAGAACAUGUUUUGAUAAAUACAUAACAAAGGACAUUUGCCACAGUAUUAAAUACAGACCAGGCUGGCAUCUUAGUAACAUGGAAUCUUUCAGAAACACAGUGGAUACAGGCAGUGUUUUCGAUUCAGACAAGGAUGCUUUUGUGGAUUCCGAGACCCUUUGUACGACAUCUUGCAUGCAGUAGUGGGCAAUAAGUUCCAAACAUUUGGAACUUGGGUCAAAUUAUACAGAAAACACUACUAGUAAGGCAGAAAUAAGUUCACAUUAGAAAAGAUGAGCUAGCGGCGCCUGGGUGGCUCAGUCGGUAAGUGUCCGACUUCGGCUCAGGUCACGAUCUCGCGGUUGACGACUUCAAGCCCCGUGUCAGGCUCUGUGCUGACAGCUCAGAGCCGGGAGCCUGCCUGGAAUUCUGUGUCUCCCUCUCUCUCCGCCCCUCCCCGCUCAUGCUCUGCCUCUGUCUCAAAAAUAAAUAAACAUUAAAAAAAAUUUUUUUAAAGAUGAGCUAAUGAAAGUAAAAAUUAAGUAUUUCUUCAGUCUAAAGGAUUGGAGUGGCAAGAACAAGCAUUUAUGUUAUCUAUAAUACAUCCAACAGUGUCCCUUUAAAGUCCCAUAUAACAGGUUUUUCAAACAAGAUGCUGUUUGAGUGCUAGCAGAGCACAUACUCAGUUUCCACAAUGCACAGUCAGGCUGCUCAGAUUUCAAUUAAAAUGUACACAAAAUAAUGAACGUAUACACUACUAAGGAUUUUUCCUCCUAAACAGGAACCAAGAGGGCAAAUUUAGAGCCUGAUACCAGGUGGUUUUUUUUUUUUUGGUUUUUUUUUUAUCCAAACUUUUAAAAAGGAUUUUCAUCCAGGAGAGAAUACAGUCCAAGUAGUCAUUUCAUACUUCAGUGUGUACACAAAUACAUCAAGAAAUGGUCUCAUUAGGGGCACCUGUGGGGGCUCAGUCAGUUAAGCAUCUGACUUCAGCUGAGGUCACAAUCUCACACACAGUUCAUGAGUUCAAGCUCCGCAUUGGGCUCUGUGUUGAGAGCUCGGAGCAUGAAGCCUGCUUCAGAUUCUGUGCCUCCCUCUCUCUCUGCCCCUCCCCAACUCCCACUCUGUCUCUCUCUCUCUCUCAACAAUAAAUAAACAUUAAGCAAAAAUAAAAUAAAUAAAAUAAAAUAAAAUAAAAUAAAAUAAAAUAAAAUAAAAUAGAGAUGGUCUAAUUACCUAAGACACCACUCUGAAUAAUUAUAAAUGCCUGUUCACUCUUUUCUUGCUGAGGCUGGAGCAUCUUUUUCUGCAAACAGGGAAAGAUAAGUGUCCUGAAGACAAGUCUAGAAGUGAGUAUUGUAAGCCAGGGCUCUCACAAAAGCAUGUGAACAAGAAAAUUAAUUUUCAACAGAGCACAGAAGAACAUCAGUGUAGCCCAGACUGGAAAACACUACAGGCCAAAUAACCCUGUUACUUCAACAACAACAUUGACAAUAAAAAUGCAAUGAAUGGAAUCUUU